AUGUAAAUACAGUUUCAUUAACAUAAAAGUCAACUAUAGUAAUAGGAAUAAAUAGAAAAUUUAAUAAAUUUUCUUGAUCCAUUCUAAGAUAUCACUGAUUAUUUAUUUAUCUUCUCCUACACAUGUUACUAUAUAUUAAAUUCUUCCUAUCUAUAAUAAUAUUAAAAAUAAUUUAAUUAAGAUUCAAAAGGAGAUUCAGAAGAAUUAAAAGAGUUUAAAAAUGGUAUUUUAAAUUACUUUUUGGAUGCUUACUAAAAGAAUAUUAGUGAUAAAUUCAUAUCUUUGGCUUAAUUUUCAAUUUUAAAUCCAAAAUAUUUAGUUAGCUCUCUCUAUUUUUUAAAAAAUAGGAAGGAUAACAAUUAGUAGAAUAGUUCAGUGGCUCAUCUAAAAUACUUGGAGAAAAACUAGGUAUUAAUGGAAAUACAAAAUAAACUCAUAAUUUAAGUUAAUGUAAAUAUCUAUUAGAAAUAGAUAAAUACUUAAAAGAAGAAGACAUUUAAUUAUAAGAAAAUCCUUUAACUUGGUGGCAAGCUAAUAAAUUGUUUUAUCCUAACAUAUGAUGCAAGUUAGCUAUGCAGUAUUUAGUAAUAUCUGCAAUUAGUGUGUCUGCAGAAUGCCUUUUUCUAAAGCAGGGAAUUUAAUAACAUAAAAAAGAAAUAGAUUAUUAAGAAGUACAAUCAAUUAAUUAUUAUUUUUAUAAUAUAAUAAAGUUUAGUUUUUAUGAUAUUAUGA
Messenger RNA from Tetrahymena thermophila SB210, 732 nucleotides. RefSeq names its product transmembrane protein, putative. The transcript has 3 exons. NCBI's taxonomy places the organism in Eukaryota, Ciliophora, Oligohymenophorea, Hymenostomatida, Tetrahymenidae. The record is from RefSeq and is a predicted model, not a curated record.